Messenger RNA from Westerdykella ornata, 1443 nucleotides. RefSeq lists its product as uncharacterized. The transcript has 5 exons. Lineage: Eukaryota; Fungi; Ascomycota; Dothideomycetes; Pleosporales; Sporormiaceae. Bases 1 to 1443 code for a protein of 480 amino acids. The record is from RefSeq and is a predicted model, not a curated record.
AUGCACUGGUUUCCUAGAAGGUCGUUCUCAGGAAGGUUCGGUGAGAGGUGGUUCGAGGUGGUUGAGUGCGUUGCUGUGGCAGUGCGAUGGAAUGCGAGCACGCAACAGCAGCAGUCUGCGCUCGUGGUUGAGGAGAAUGCCACAAACACACGCACGCACACACAACAACAGACAGCCCGUCGUCGAGAGAUGGGCUCUCUCAGUGUCGAGAUGGCGGUAGUAUGGGUGACGGGCAAAGGGGGUGAUGGAGGGAGCGGGGGGAAAGGGAAGGACGAAGGACGGGUGACAGGCGACAGGCGGGCGGGCUGGGGGUUUGUUAUUGGGGGGAAGGAGAAGAAGAGGGCGGUGAAGUGUAGAAGGAAGGGACGGCGGGCGGAGAAGUGGUAUGGGCUGCAGCUUCCAAACGGGGGAGCGACGGGGGGUGGUGGUCAAGGGCAGUCAGUCGAGGGUGCGGGAGGGGGCGCAGAACAGGGCCCUCUUGCUGGACUUCGCUCAUGCUCGAGAGCGGCGGCGGCUGUUCGAUGGGCGUGCUUGGGGCCCCCGGCAUGGAAGGCGCUGAUUGGCGGCGGGGUGCGUCUCAGCAUGCGGAGGGUGGCAGGGAUGUCCGCGGCUAGUGCGGGACCCCUGCGAUCGACCACGCGGCUCUUUUCCCCAGAUUCCAGCAGCCGCGUGCCUGGAGAACGUGCCUUUUUUAUCAGAUUGGGACCCGCAUCUGGCCUCAAAUUCGACUGUCGACGGUGGUGGAGGGGGAGGAACGGUCUUGGCUGCCCAGGGUGGCACGGUCGAGCACGGAUGACUAGCGCCUUGGCGGGAUCCCGGCUGGGCGGCGACGCGAGGGCCACCAAGGGCAGCCAUGAACAGAGCGGUAAGCUCCAGAAGGGCACCUGGGGGCUGCAGAUGGCCCUUCCCGGUGGGCCAAUGGGGAGCGCGGGACUUUCCUCAGCAUCCUCACCGUCUGUCCCCUGCAGUGGGUGCGCCCCCAUCCCCAUCUCCCCCAGCCCUCGCAAGCCGCUGAGAGUUCAACGGAAGAGCGCGCGCACCGGCACGACGACGGUCGGACCACAAGACAAGGAGUUGCCAGCAGCAGGCAGCAUCAGCAAUCAGCGCCAGCGCCAACCAGACUCCACAGAGAGAGGAGAGAGAGCGCCAGACUGGGCGCUAGAGCCCCAACCAGCGAGCCCUAUUUUUGCCCCAACCGCGGCCCGCGCGUGUGCGUGUGCCUCGCCGCCUCUCCGCGUGUCGGCGGCAGCCAGCAGACUGCCAAAGGGAAGAGAGAGAGAGACUCCGCACUGGCGGCACUGCCUCCCUCCUCUAGCCGCCCGGAAGGAUCAAGCCCACUCAUGUUUCACGCCCCUCGUCCAAUCAGCACCCUGCCACGCCCACGCCCACCCGUUUCAUUUGCCAGGUCCGUGUCGCCGCACCAUCAAUCGCAAGCCCUUCUGA